AACUCGGAGCGAAAGAAAAGAAACCGAAAAUUUUCCCGUUUCUCUCUCGUACCUCAUUCUCUUGUCCAAAUUAGGGUUUUUAGAGUUCGAAUUAGGGUUUGAUUUAUUAGAUAUGGGUUUCGAAGCCAUGGCCAACGACGCUCCUGUGGUGCCCAUGACGGUGAAGGAGAUUGGGAAGAAGAAGAGGGUGAGCGUUCGGAUCGGUGUCGAAUUUGAGGCGAACAGGUCGGCAAAGUUGAAGCAGUGCAAGCUCGAUGCGAGGAGGGAGCAAUGGCUUUCUCAAGCAUUUGCAGUUAAGAGCAAGGAAGGGAAAAAUACUAAUAUGGCUAGCUCUCAGCAAAUUUCGGAGGGUAAAUCAGGAGAAAGGAGACAAUGCUGCCGGGCAGCAAUGACGAGCUUAGAGCAUGACGGAUCUGCCCUUCAAGACAGCAGUGAUGCAGAAUCGCCCACCCAUAGCCUUAACACAAGCCAUGCAAGAAAGGAGUGCCCCAUCAAUAAUAGCAGCAGUAGCAGUAGUACUGGGUCCUGGUCUAGAAGUGUCAGUGACGCUGAUGAAGAUGGUGAAGAUGAAACAGGUGAGAAUGGAGGAGGUGGCCUUGAUGACUGGGAAGCUGUGGCGGAUGCCCUCUCUGCAUCUCCUGACAAUGGACAGGAUCAUCAUCUCAGGUCUGCUGAUUCAUUGGCAGUCACUGCAAAGUCGGCAACAGAAACAACAAGAUCCUCUGAGCCGAUGAAGCAGGACCCUGACCGGACCAUUCCAAGAGCAUGGAGGCCAGAUGAUGUCUUUCGUCCACAGAGCUUACCUAAUCUUUCCAAGCAGCGGAGCUUCCCUGUAAACAUGGAGAGAUGCUAUGAUGCACAUCACAACCAUCGAAGUAGCCUCUCUCCGCCACCAUCGUCAUGCCCUAUAUGCUAUGAGGACCUGGACCUCACCGACUCGAGCUUUCUCCCUUGCUCUUGUGGUUUCCGCCUCUGCCUUUUCUGUCACAAGAGGAUACUUGAGGCUGAUGCGCGCUGCCCUGGGUGUCGGAAACAGUACAAUCCUCUGUCAGGCGAUGAGGAGAUUGGCAUCAUUACUGGAGUAGGGUUGCCUCCAUUAUCCUACCGGUUGGGUCGUUCUUUCAGUAUGAGUUCAAGAUCUUAAGAUAGGGAGUGACAGAAGAUGGCUCGGGUCUAUUAGCCUUCCUUUUGUUUUAGGAUGGGUCUUUUUUGUGUUGUCUGUUAAUCAAGCAUACUUUCAACUUGUGUUUUGCUUAUAGAGGCAGAAAUGUGAAUAUGGACAUAAGACCUGAAGCUCUGUAGGAUGGUUUCUUAUUAUAGGUGAUCCUGUGUGUGCUGUUCUUGCAUUGUAUGUGGGUAUGGGUGCUUAUAUGUGUUGUUAUACUUAUGUGAAUAGAUGAGAAAGAUAUUAAAAUUGUCAUACGUCAGACAUCAACAUACAAUAACUAGUUAUAUUGAGUUGUCU
Messenger RNA from Asparagus officinalis (garden asparagus), 1465 nucleotides. RefSeq lists its product as uncharacterized. The record is from RefSeq and is a predicted model, not a curated record. Gene Ontology annotation, biological process: protein ubiquitination. Lineage: Eukaryota; Viridiplantae; Streptophyta; Magnoliopsida; Asparagales; Asparagaceae. The transcript is spliced from 3 exons. Bases 113 to 1144 code for a protein of 343 amino acids. Gene Ontology annotation, molecular function: ubiquitin-protein transferase activity. Gene Ontology annotation, cellular component: CCR4-NOT complex.